This is a messenger RNA of Physeter macrocephalus (sperm whale), 2744 nucleotides long. RefSeq names its product GATA zinc finger domain containing 2A (gene GATAD2A). Lineage: Eukaryota; Metazoa; Chordata; Mammalia; Artiodactyla; Physeteridae. Gene Ontology annotation, biological process: negative regulation of transcription by RNA polymerase II. The record is from RefSeq and is a predicted model, not a curated record. Gene Ontology annotation, molecular function: sequence-specific DNA binding. The transcript has 11 exons. The coding region runs from base 7 to 1905 and encodes 632 amino acids. Gene Ontology annotation, cellular component: NuRD complex.
UUCAGAAUGACUGAAGAAGCAUGCCGAACACGGAGUCAGAAACGAGCGCUUGACCGGGACCCAGCAGAGGACGAUGUGGAGAGCAAGAAAAUAAAAAUGGAGAGAGGAGUGUUGGCUUCAGAGUUAAACGCUGACGGAGACAUGAGAGUGACGCCCGAGCCGGGAGCAGGCCCAGCCCAAGGGUUGCUGAGAGGCACAGAGGCGAUGGCCAUGGGCAGAGGCGAAGGGCAGGUGGGCGAUGGGCCCGUGGACAUGCGAACCACACACAGUGACAUGAAGUCCGAGAGGAGAGCCCCUUCGCCCGACGUGAUCGUACUCUCUGACAACGAGCAGCCUGCGAGCCCGAGGGUGAAUGGGCUGACCGAGGAUGCCUUGAAGGAGACCAGCACUGAGGCCCUCAUGAAAAGCAGUCCUGAAGAACGAGAAAGGAUGAUUAAGCAACUAAAAGAAGAGUUAAGAUUAGAAGAAGCAAAACUCGUUUUAUUGAAAAAGUUGCGGCAGAGUCAAAUACAAAAGGAAACUACCACCCAGAAGCCCGCAGGCUCCACUGGGAGCUCUGUGACCACCCCUCCCCCGCUUGUACGGGGCACCCAGAACAUUCCUUCCGGCAAGCCAUCACUUCAGACCUCUUCAACUCGGAUGCCUGGCAGUGUCAUCCCACCACCCCUGGUCCGUGGCGGGCAGCAGACGUCCUCGAAGUUAGGGCCACAGGCGAGCUCACAGGUCGUCAUGCCCCCACUCGUCAGGGGGGCCCAGCAGAUACACAACAUCAGACAACAUUCCAGCACGGGGCCACCGCCGCUCCUCCUGGCUCCCCGGGCAUCUGUGCCCAGUGUGCAAAUUCAGGGACAGAGGAUCAUCCAGCAGGGCCUCAUCCGCGUCACCAACGUCCCCAACACUAGUCUGCUCGUCAACAUCCCACAGCCCUCCCCAGCGUCGCUGAAAGGAACGACAGCCACUUCUGCUCAGGCCAACUCCACCCCCACCAGCGUGGCCUCCGUGGUCACCUCUGCUGAUUCUCCAGCCAGUCGGCAGGCAGCUGCCAAGCUUGCACUGCGCAAACAGCUGGAGAAGACGCUGCUUGAAAUUCCCCCACCCAAACCCCCCGCCCCUGAGAUGAACUUCCUACCCAGCGCUGCCAACAACGAAUUCAUCUACCUGGUCGGCCUGGAGGAGGUGGUGCAGAACCUGCUGGAGACGCAAGCGGGCAGGAUGUCAGCCGCCGUUGUGCUGUCCCGGGAGCCCUACAUGUGUGCACAGUGCAAGACGGACUUCACGUGCCGCUGGCGGGAGGAGGAGGGCGGCGCCAUCAUGUGCGAGAACUGCAUGGCGUCCAACCAGAAGAAGGCACUCAAGGUGGAGCAUACGAGCCGCCUGAAGGCCGCCUUCGUGAAGGCGCUACAGCAGGAGCAGGAGAUCGAGCAGCGCCUCCUACAGCAGGGCUCCACCCCCGCUCAGGCCAAGGCCGAGCCUGCUGCCGCCCCACACCCUGCGCUGAAGCAGGUCAUAAAACCCCGGCGUAAGUUGGCGUUCCGCUCAGGAGAGGCCCGCGACUGGAGUAACGGGGCUGUGCUACAGGCCUCCAGCCAGCUGUCCCGGGGCUCGGCCACAACGCCCCGAGGUAUCCUGCACACGUUCAGCCAGUCACCCAAACUGCAGAAUGCAGCCUCGGCCACAGCCCUCGUUAGCAGGACCGGCAGACAUUCCGAGAGAGCCGUGAGCGCUGGCAAGGGCACCGCCACCUCCAACUGGAAGAAGGCGCCCCUGAGUACAGGUGGGGCCCUUGCAUUUGUCAGCCCGAGCUUGGCGGUGCACAAGACCUCCUCAGCUGUGGACCGCCAGCGGGAGUACCUCCUGGACAUGAUCCCACCACGCUCCAUCCCCCAGUCGGCCACGUGGAAAUAGUGCGAGCCGGGCCCAGUGGAGAACAGGCUCCCUCCUCCCUCCCGCCUGGCCCCACCACCCUCCACUCGGGAAGACGCCCUGCUCCCUGAGAGGGCGAGUAAGCGCCGGCCGCGCUGCGGAAGUGAGAGUUCCGAUCUUGGCUGCAAAGUCUCAUCGACGUGGGGGGACCACUUCACAGGUGGACCAGGAUUAUUACUGGGGACCUUUCCCAUGGGCUUUCUUCCUUUCUUUGCCUUUAGUUUGCCCAACACCAGCAGAAAAGCGGACCUUGGGGGCUGGUUCUGCUCCUCGCCCUCUCCUUCGGCCCCCUGAAGGGCACAUGGACGGCUCACCCUAGACACUGUGACACGCUCGGGCAGUGGCGCCCGGGGCUUCUGAAGUUGAGCGGAGCAUUCUGUUUUGUUUUUGCUUUUCCCUCUGUCUUAGCCUCCUAAUCUUUGACUGCCUUCCUUCAUGGCAAUCUCUAGGUUGACAGAUUUUUUUUAAUCACCUCACGAUGAUGGAGUUUAAUGUAAACCAUGCAGACCCAGGGUUCCCUGCCAAGCACGGCCCCCAUGCCCUGGAGCGUGGGCCUCUGACCACCCAGCCCUUGCUCCAGCAGAAGGCCUCUGCUGCUGCUCGUCCCAGAGACCCCCGACCUUCCACACUUAAGCAGAAGAACAAACUGCAACCCAGACCCAGCCAGAGAGCCCGGGAUCCUGGAAGCCGAGAACCGUCAACAGAGUAGGGAGGAGAGAAUUGGCAGCGACAUCCAGAGCCUGAGCGGGAAGUUGGAGGGGCUGGCUGUUGUGUUUUUUUGUUGUGGUGGUUUAUUUUAUUAAAUUCUUUCCUUUUCUUUU